Messenger RNA from Triplophysa dalaica, 2507 nucleotides. It is a transcript of the gene slc25a25a, whose product is annotated as solute carrier family 25 member 25a. The record is from RefSeq and is a predicted model, not a curated record. Gene Ontology annotation, biological process: transmembrane transport. Lineage: Eukaryota; Metazoa; Chordata; Actinopteri; Cypriniformes; Nemacheilidae. The transcript is spliced from 10 exons. Gene Ontology annotation, molecular function: ATP transmembrane transporter activity; calcium ion binding. Bases 89 to 1498 code for a protein of 469 amino acids. Gene Ontology annotation, cellular component: mitochondrial inner membrane.
UUUCAGCCUUUCACCGCCCGACAUACGAGACGCUUCCGCAGUAUUUAUUUAUUUAUCUAUCGUCGUAGACUUUUAUAUUAUUUGUAAGAUGUUGUGCCUGUGCCUUUAUGUGCCUGUCCCGAACUCCGAUCAGAUCGAAGUGGAGUAUUUUGAGUCGAAUGGAUUACCUUCCGAGCUGAAGUCGAUCUUUAAACUCAGUGUCCUUCUGGCGUCCCAGGAAUUCUCCACCUAUCAGAAAUGGAGAAAGAAAGCAUUGAAAACUGAAGAGAAAGACCUUGAUGGGCAACUAGACUUUGAAGAGUUUGUUCACUACCUCCAAGACCACGAGAAAGAUCUGAAGCUCGUCUUCAAAAGCCUGGAUAGGAAAAAUGCAGGUCAUUUGAAUGUUGCAGACAUCGUGAGUUCACUUCGAGAUCUUGGCGUCCACAUUUCCCAGCAGCAGGCAGAGAGAGUCCUUGAAAGCAUGGACAAGAAUGGCACAAUGACCUUUGACUGGAAUGAAUGGAAGCAGAGUCCUUCACAACAGCCUGCCGAGAACAUACCAGAAAUCAUCCUGUACUGGAAACACUCGACAAUCUUCGAUGUGGGUGAGAACCUCAUUGUUCCAGAUGAGUUCACCACAGAGGAGCACUUGACUGGAAUGUGGUGGAGACACCUGGUUGCUGGUGGAGGUGCUGGAGUCGUUUCUCGAACCUUCACCGCCCCACUCGAUCGACUCAAAGUCCUCAUGCAGGUGCACGGUUCCCAUAGCAACAACAUGUGUAUUGUGAACGGGCUCACACAGAUGAUCAAAGAAGGAGGGAUGCGGUCUUUAUGGAGAGGCAAUGGUAUCAACAUCAUUAAAAUCGCCCCUGAAUCAGCCCUCAAGUUCAUGGCUUAUGAACAGAUCAAACGUCUGAUGGGCAGCAAUCGGGAAACUCUUGGGAUUGCAGAGCGUUUUGUAGCGGGUUCCCUGGCAGGAGUCAUCGCGCAGAGCACCAUCUACCCCAUGGAGGUUCUCAAAACUCGCCUGGCGUUAAGAAAGACGGGCCAGUACAAAGGGAUCUCCGACUGUGCCAGACGGAUCCUGCGGGUAGAGGGGGUCUCGGCCUUCUACAAAGGCUACGUUCCCAACAUGUUGGGCAUCAUUCCGUACGCUGGCAUUGAUCUGGCGGUCUAUGAGACAUUAAAGAACAACUGGCUUGAGCGUUACGGUACGGACAGUCCAGAUCCUGGCGUGUUUGUGCUUCUGGCCUGUGGUACAGUCUCCAGCACGUGCGGUCAGCUCGCCAGCUAUCCUCUUGCUCUCAUACGGACACGCAUCCAGGCACAAGCCGUGGUUGAGGGUGUGUCGCAGGUCUCCAUGACGGGGCUGUUCAAACAGAUCAUAAAGACAGAGGGGCCGACGGGUCUCUACCGGGGUCUGACUGCAAACUUCCUCAAGGUCAUCCCUGCUGUCAGCAUCAGCUAUGUCAUCUACGAGCACAUCAAGUCGACGUUAGGAGUGCAGUCAAGAUGAGGAACCUAUGAAAAUCUAAAGGGACUAGAGGCGCAAAUCUUUGGGUUUUGAACCUUCAGGUGUGGAACCCAACUCAUUCUGUGAAUGUGAGAAAGUGAAGGAGCUGUUUAUUAACAUGCACAAGUGAAAGUAUUUUACCAGGGGAACGGGAAGAAUCCUCCCUUAAAUUAUUUAUUUAUUAAUUGUUCUACAUCGUUAGAAAAGAGCCACUGUGUUCAAGUUUGAAUGUUUGGAAGCUGAAAUCAGGGACCAACUGCACGCGCACGUGUGUGUGUGUGUGUGAGCACCGAUGAUGUGCCGCUCUUUGGUUUGGCAGGUGCAGAUGUGUCCAACACUACAAACAACCGUCAAUAUUUUACUGCAAAAUCUUGACAUGUAAUGCUGAACUUGCACUACCCAGGAAAAACGCUGCUGUACUUUGACUGAAGUAAAAUAAUUAUAUAGAACAACCAGAUAUUUAUGUUGUGGCAUCUGGUGAAGUGUUUCUUGGCACUUUUCAAGAGCACAUCUUAAUUGAAACCAGUAUUUCCCAUCCGUUUAUCAGGAUUUUACUUCUAUGAAACUCGGUUCUUUAUAUUUUUAUGAAACUGCACACAUUGAAGUUCUUAGCUUUGCCUUAAUGUAAAAUAAUGUCUGGUUGAUUUGGAGAAUUAAUGCACUUUGUCUUAGUCGAUGUUGAAUGGAAGCUUUUAAGUGAUGACUGUAAACGUGUAACGUUCUUUAAUGGGUGUGAAUGUUCUGUAAUUGACCAAAUGUUCAGCUAAUAAAUGCACAUAAUAUGCUCACUUGCAGUAUUGCUUGGGUUAAGGGCUUUCAAGUACACUAAUUAAAAUACAUGGAGGUUUGUGUUUAAGAGGUCAUGAUGUGAUUUAGAUUGUGAAAGCUGCUUUGAGACGGAUGUUCUCAGGAAUGGAGUGAUUUGAGUAUGUCAGUUUUGUUGUAACAACAGUCUUGUUUUAGAUUUCAAAACGUAAAUGAUUUAUUUUUUCAAUAAAAAAUGUAAUAUUAA